AUGAGCUCACCAAGCCCUUCACCUCCUAAAGCAAUUAAUCAGUGCUAUAUGUGUGGAUUAGCUCUCAAGAAAAAAGCAUCAGGAUUUGCAUGUGAGAGCUGUGGGAAAUUAGUAUGUGACGUUCAUUCGAAGAAAAAGAAAGAAAAUAAGCGGAUUUGCGACAAUUGUGAUAUUAGUUCAAAUUAAAAUAUGGUGCAUUAGCCUGACCAUGAGCUUCAAGCAUAUAUUUUAAUUUUAUACGGCAAGGUUUUGCCACCAGAAUGGACAGCUAUGCUAGGCAAAUAAUCCUAAUAUGUUUAGGGUAGCCUUAGUCGCUUUAAGGUGCUGGAUUUUACAUCGAGGGAAAGGGAAAACUUGGAGUUGGAAAGGUGAAGCCAACAAAGCUUUCUAGGCCUAUCGGACAAUUACCGAGUGUGAAACCAGGAGUUAUGCCCUGGCUGCAAGUUUUGCCGAGAGUCAGCCAGAAAUUCCAUUUUUUAGAAUUUUUAAGCAAACAGCCCGUCUGUAGUGCGGAACAGCGACCCAACCCACAUCGCUCUCCGUUCGGCGCAAAGCGAAUAGAAGUUAAGCCCUGGUGGGGCGGCGGUAGGCCCAAGGAAGCAAGGUGGAGAUGUGUACCCACAGGAGCUACAGGAGUUUCUCAAUAAUCUAACUUAAUGCUAAUCUUAAUUUGAUAUUAGCUCAAAGUGCAAUGAAUAUAGAAACUCUACAUCAGAUAGGAUUAAAGAGAUGGAGGACGAGCUGAAUGGAGUAAAAAAGCAUUCUCGGUCAUUUAUACACGAAAUUGCAGAGCUUGACAAUAAAAUUAUCUUGAUGACAAAAGGCUUAGACAAGAAAAAAGAAGAAUUUAAAUCCAAAGAAGACGGAAUCCAAGAAGUAAUCAACGAAGAAAAAAGAAGCAACGAAGAAAGGCUAAGAGCAAUAAAAAACCUUGACGAAGCCAUUGACACCAUGAAAGAGUCUGAAAAAGACAUAGAAAAUAAAUACUCAAAAUUAGAUAAAGAGGCUGACGAAAUCCAAGAAAAACUCAAAAAAGUUUUAGAAGAAAUCGAAUUUUUGGAAAAUUCACUGAAUAAAAAGAAAAGUGACGCAGAAAAAUGCCUAAGAUGGGACAGCGUCGAAAAGCUGAUUUGUAAAAAGUGUACAGAGAUAUUUGAAGCGCCUCCUGAUCGAAGAAGUGUUUUAAUGAGGGACGAUAAAGCUGGGCCUGCAAUAAGUGGCUGUAAAACAAUCUGUGUAAGCUUUUAA
Molecule: messenger RNA, 1248 nt
Organism: Blepharisma stoltei
Lineage: Eukaryota; Ciliophora; Heterotrichea; Heterotrichida; Blepharismidae
Source: the annotation of a GenBank genome assembly